AUGGCCAUCUUUGGCAAGAAAAAGUCCGACAAGGACAAGGAAAAGGAUAAGCACGCUGGCUCGCAUAUCCAGUCCUCCAAUCCUAACAAUGGUGACAGCAUCUCGUCCUUGUCUCCUGCCAUGGAAUCCUCGGUCAAGCAAUCCCAACUGCCACAGCAGCAACAACCGCCGCAGCAGCAAUCAACGUACUCCGGUAUUCCCACUUCCAUUGGCUCUCACAACCAGAACAAGGGCUCCAUAUCAGCUUCAAUGGCGGGAGGUCCCGUCGGCAGCGGCUUUGUUCCCCAUCCCGCUCAAUCUGGUCCCUCGGCCAUCCCCGUGCCCGGCUCAGGUCCGCUUGGUGCAGCUUCAGGCUUCCGUUUCGGCGGUCCAGCACCUCGUCCCGAUGGCAUCGGUUCCGGUAUCCCUGCUCCCGGUCAAGGCUCCCUUCGAUCGCGCAAGAUGAGUGAGCAGGGUGGCCCCAUCAUGGGCGCACAUCCAGCAGGCUCCAACUUUGGCAUGGGUGCAAUGACUAGCCCUCCCAACUCCACCGUUUCCGGUCUGCCACCCGCCUCUUCUGGUCUAGACGCUGGCCCUGCUAUCUCCAAUGCCACCGCGCCUGGUCAGCCCCUUGGCGAAAAGGCUCGAUCUCAGUCGGUCGUGUAUCCCUGGAGCCAACGCGGCCUCGCCAUGAAUCCGCCUAAAUUCCUCGACGAGUCACGUCAAGCUCCUCCUGGUGCCCUCAGCCCUUUUCCUUUCCCACGCUACGGCCACGCCGUCAAUCAGGCAGCAAGCAGUGCCGGCGAACUCUACCUUUUCGGCGGUCUGGUCCGCGAAAGCGUCAAAAACGACCUCUACACCAUUACGUCGACAAGCUCAUCUGACGAAGGUCUCUACCUGCUCAACCUCAGCACACGAGAGUGGACCCGCGUUAAAGCCGGAGAUGGUCACGAGACGUGCCCCGUUGGCAGGUAUGGUCACAGCGUAGCCAUUGUCGGCUCGCGCUUCUACGUCUUUGGUGGUCAGGUGGACGGCACCUUUAUGAACGAUCUCUGGUGCUUCGACCUGAACAGCCUCAAGGGCACGCCUACCUGGCAGUGCCUCAAGGCCAACGGCGAUGUACCGCCCAAGCGAACGGGCCACGCAAGCGUCACCUACAAGGACAAGAUCUACGUCUUUGGUGGAACCGACGGCCAGUAUCACUACAACGAUACCUGGUGCUACGACAUCGCCACUGCCACCUGGAAAGAACUCUCGUGCAUCGGCUAUAUUCCUGUACCUCGCGAAGGCCACGCCGCCUGUCUUGUCGACGACGUCAUGUACAUCUUUGGCGGACGCGGCGUCGACGGAAAAGAUCUAGGCGACCUUGCUAGCUUCAAAAUCACCAACCAGCGCUGGUACAUGUUUGCCAACAUGGGCCCCUCUCCCAGCGGUCGCUCCGGCCACGCCAUGUCCACCUUCCAGAACAAAGUGGUGGUGCUCGGAGGCGAAAGCUUCACUGGCGCCAAGCCUGACGAUCCGUCUACCUUGCACGUUCUUGACACCGCCAAGAUCAAGUAUCCCACUGACAAUGCUUCGCAGAUCAAGAGCUCUGCUGGCUCCCAGCUGCCCAAGUCCAACAUCACCUCACCUGCCACCAACCUCCCUGCGGGUGCUGCGGGUGUUGCUGAUGUGGCCGGUGCAGCAGCAGGCUCGCAGGCGCCAGGCCCCAACGCUUCUGCUCGUGGCCCCACGUCUCCUGUUGCAGAGGUCGAUGAGCGGCAGAGAGCCAUCUCCCCGACAACGCGCACGACUUCCAAAUCAACUCAGGAUGUUGGGCCCUUGUCGCCAGAUCGUGGCAUCAAUCAAGCCUUUGCACAGCAGCAACCGCAACCGCAACCGCAACCGCAACCGCAGUCGCAGUCGCAGCCGCAGUCGCAGGUUGCUCCCAGUCCUGGUGGUGCUCCCACACAGAUACAGUCGCAACCACCGGCGCCACAGCAGCUCGCCAAUCAAGCGCCUGCUCAGCCUCUCCACAACUCGCAACCUUUCCAACAGCCACCGCCCCAUGGCAUUGUCAACGGCGAUCCUUCACUGAGCGCCACGAGCCACCCGUCUCAGCCGCCUCAAAAGGUACAGCCUUUCCAGCAGGCGCAGCCAGUUCAGCACACUCAGCCUCAGUCGUAUCUUCAGCAAGUGGGUCCGCCAUCUAGCUCCAAUGUCGCACCGGGCUCUGGUCCGGCGCCGUACGGUGGUCCCCGCAGCCAGCGCUCGAUCGAGAACCUGCGUGGAGGUGGUGGUGCUCUUUCGCCUACCAACAUGAACCCGAUGCGAAACAUCAACGGUGUUGUCAGCAAGACCGACUCGCCAGCCAUGGCUCCACAGGACGGCUUCCACUACGGUCGUGCCACCAGCCCUCCGGUGACGAAUGGCUACAUGUCGCCUCAGCCCGCAUCAGCCGAACUGGAUGCGUUGCGCAAACGUGAGGCAUGGUACAAGGCAGCGCUCGCACUUGCUGUCAAGAAAGGCUUUGUGGAGCCUGAUCAGCUCAACGGCGGCGAUACCAGCAUGACGGAUGCGCAAAGCGUCUCAUCGGAGCGACUGAGUCUCGAUGGCAUUGACACGGGCGCCGAGGGAAGUGACAAGGACCGCGUGUUCAAGACGCUCAUCUCGCUCAAAGCUCAGCUUGCCAGCGCCAAGGCUACCAUAGCACAACAGGCACAGGGAGAGGCGGAUCGCCAAGCCGAGUCGGAUCGUGCCCGCUCGGCUGCACUUCAAGAGGCUGCCUACUACCGCGCCAAGCUCUCUGCGAUCGAGUCGGGCAACGGUGACGAGGUGACGCGCCUAGAUCGCGAACGCGCCAACAAGCUCGAAAAGGUGCUGGCCGACGCUCUUCGCGAGAGCGCGCAACUGGAACGUCAGGUGUCUUCGCUCCGUGAGCAGACCAAGCUCGAGCAGCAAUUCCGCAAUGCUGCCGAGGAGAGGCUCUCGGAGACGGCCAAGCGUGCCAUGGCAGCCGAAGCGGCGCAGAUGAAGGCGUAUGACGAGCUGUCAUCACUGCAGAAACGCAGCUAUGCGACCGAAAGCGCUUUGCGAGAGCACACCGAGCAGGUUACGACGCUCUCAUCGCUCGCGACUCGGCACAAAGCGGACCACGAGCACGCGCAAGGACAGUUGGAAGAGGCGCUAGCCAACGUGGCUGCGCAUCUAGCUGCGUUGACGCAACUGCAGGUGGCUCACGCUUCCGUCUCGAAACGAGCUGGCGAAUACGAGCGAUUGCACGAGGACCAGCGCAGCAUGCUUCAGCAACAGCAGCAGACGAUUACCGAUCUGCGGGCGCAGCUUGAAGCCAAGUCAAGCGAAGCAUCUAGCCAUGCUUCGCGAGCUGUCGAACUCGAGACGCUCGUUGAGCAACACCGACAGGAAGCCGAGGCGCAUCGAACGGCUGCUACGAGCGGUCUUGCUGCGCUUCUCGCCAGGAAAGACGAGACAUCGAUGCGCGAUCUGGGCGCGUCCAGUGCUGUGCCUCGGCAUGUCGAAGAGAAGAUCAGGGCGCUGGAAGACGAGGCUGAAUCGCUGCGUCAGCUGCAUGCGGAUGCGCGUCAGAUGGCCGACGAGCAUUCGAGCUCACUGCAAGAUAUGCAGGAGCGGCAUCUGUCGAUGGAAAAGCAACACACGGCUCUACGUUCGGAACUCACCGCGCUUCGAAGUCAGCUGGUUGCGGCUCUGCAGGAAGCGGCACGACACAAGGAUGUGGCGAGCUCCAAGGAUCUGGAACUGCGCGACCGCAACCGCGCAAUUGAAGCAGCUCAGGUCAAGGCGAGCCUGCUCAAGCAGUUUAUGGCGGAACGCGGUGUGAGCGUGCCCAACGACGACGAGCUGAGCGUCAAGUCGGGCUUCGCAGAUCGUCACAUACGCGAGCUCGAGGAAGAGGUUGAUGCACGAGCACGAGAUCUGCAAGAGGCCGAGCAUCGUCUGCAAGAUUCCGAGAGCCGUGUGGAAGAGCUGACACGACAGCUUGAGCAUCACGCUUCGCUCAACGCCAGCCGUGGUACCGCGGACAGCACCAACGUUGCCGAAGCUGAGCGACGUGCGGAGGAUGCAGAGCGUGAGCUUGCAGAGACGACAGCGUCGUACAAGGAGCGCAUGGCACAGCUCGAGAACGACUACCAGACUGCAGUGCAAUUCGUCAAGGGCACCGAAAAGAUGCUAAGAAGGAUGAAGGAUGAGCUGACCAAGUACAAGACUGAGAAUGCUAGUUUGCAGGACCAAGUGGCCACGCUGCGUUCGCAAAGCGGUGGAGGACGAACGAGCUCGGAGGACGCUGCACGUUCGGAAGAGGCAGCUCGGGAUAUCGAGGCGCUGCGUAGCCACCUGGCGGACGUGACGCAACAGAGCGAGGAGAUCGCUGCCGAGAACCGCGAGCUGGAACGGAGGGUUGCGCAGCUUGUUGCGGAACAGCAGCAGCAACGCGGCUCUCUGGACAGGACACGAGAGGCAUCAGAGAGUGGACAUUCGAGUCGCAAGGUGAGCGAGCUGGAGAACGAGGUAGCUCGACUGCAAGCCAACUUGGAAGAGUCACGUAAGCAGCUUUCCAAGGGCUACGAGGCGGAUGUUGCAGGAGACUCGGCAUCAUUGAAUCGGUCGCUCAGUGCCGCACAGACGAGCAACGAGCAGCUGAAGCGAGACAAUGCCAACUUGCAACAACGAUUGCAAGAGUUGGACGACAAGUUCCAGCUGCUUCUAGGACGAAUCGAGUCGACUCACGAGGACGGCGGUGAACGACCACGUGACAGCGUGGCGUAUGGCAGCAUCGCUUCGGAGCUGGACAAGUGGGAGCGGGAUCGCUCGCUCGGAGAAGGCGAUGCGUAUGAUCUGAACGGUGCUCAGCACAAGGCGCAGACGGGACCACAGGCCGCUCCACCGCUGUCGCGUGCCGAAGAGUAUGCCAAUAAGGCGUAA
This is a messenger RNA of Mycosarcoma maydis (corn smut), 4920 nucleotides long. RefSeq lists its product as uncharacterized. The record is from RefSeq and is a predicted model, not a curated record. The transcript has 2 exons. Gene Ontology annotation, molecular function: protein binding. NCBI's taxonomy places the organism in Eukaryota, Fungi, Basidiomycota, Ustilaginomycetes, Ustilaginales. Bases 1 to 4920 code for a protein of 1639 amino acids.